Molecule: messenger RNA, 12673 nt
Organism: Acinonyx jubatus (cheetah)
Lineage: Eukaryota; Metazoa; Chordata; Mammalia; Carnivora; Felidae
Gene: DDX46
Product: DEAD-box helicase 46
Exons: 24
Coding region: 165-3257 (1030 amino acids)
Biological process (GO): mRNA splicing, via spliceosome
Cellular component (GO): nucleus
Molecular function (GO): RNA helicase activity; ATP binding; nucleic acid binding
Source: RefSeq, a predicted model, not a curated record
UCCUGUUUUCGUUGGCUGCUCUCGGAUGGCUGCCACCGCUGGAGCUGCCGCUGUCUCUUAGUGCUGCUCCUCGCUCGGCUAGCUGAGGGCGGCGCGGCCUCUUCUUUUGUCCGGUUACCCUGCGCAUUGUCCCGAAGGGUGCCGCUUUUCCCGCGGCCGGCAGCAUGGGCCGGGAGUCACGCCAUUAUCGGAAGCGGUCAGCAUCAAGGGGGCGCUCUGGAAGUCGAUCUAGAAGUCGCUCACCUGACAAAAGAAGUAAACGUGGAGAUGACAGGCGGUCUAGAAGCCGAGAUAGAGAUAGAAGGAGAGAGAGGUCUCGUAGCAGGGAUAAAAGAAGAUCUCGGUCAAGAGACCGGAAGCGCCUGAGGCGUUCCAGAAGUAGAGAGAGAGAUCGAAGUCGAGAGCGAAGAAGAUCUCGAAGUCGAGACAGGAGACGCUCCAGGAGUAGAAGCCGAGGCCGGCGAUCCAGAUCCUCAAGUCCUGGCAAUAAAAGCAAGAAAGCUGAGAAUAGGUCUAGGUCCAAAGAGAAAACAGAUAGUGGGGAAAGUUCUAAAGAGAAGAAAAAAGACAAAGAUGACAAGGAAGAUGAAAAAGAAAAAGAUGCUGGUAACUUUGAUCAGAAUAAGCUGGAAGAAGAAAUGAGGAAGCGAAAAGAACGAGUAGAAAAAUGGCGAGAGGAGCAACGUAAAAAGGCCAUGGAAAACAUAGGGGAACUAAAAAAGGAAAUUGAAGAGAUGAAACAAGGGAAAAAAUGGAGUUUAGAAGAUGAUGAUGAUGAUGAAGAUGAUCCUGCAGAAGCUGAAAAGGAAGGAAAUGAAAUGGAGGGUGAGGAGUUAGAUCCAUUAGAUGCUUACAUGGAAGAAGUGAAAGAGGAAGUAAAAAAGUUUAAUAUGCGAAGUGUGAAGGGUGGUGGAGGGAAUGAAAAGAAGUCUGGGCCAACAGUCACAAAAGUUGUCACUGUAGUGACAACCAAAAAAGCAGUGGUAGAUUCUGAUAAGAAGAAAGGUGAGCUAAUGGAGAAUGACCAGGAUGCCAUGGAGUAUUCUUCAGAGGAGGAAGAAGUUGAUCUUCAGACGGCCCUUACAGGCUACCAGACAAAACAGAGAAAGCUUCUAGAACCAGUGGAUCAUGGAAAAAUUGAAUAUGAACCAUUCAGAAAAAACUUUUAUGUUGAAGUUCCAGAAUUAGCAAAAAUGUCUCAAGAGGAGGUAAAUGUUUUUCGAUUGGAAAUGGAAGGCAUUACUGUCAAGGGAAAAGGCUGCCCCAAACCAAUUAAAUCUUGGGUCCAGUGUGGAAUUUCUAUGAAGAUCCUAAAUUCUCUCAAAAAGCAUGGCUAUGAAAAACCCACGCCAAUCCAGACCCAGGCGAUUCCUGCUAUAAUGUCUGGACGAGAUUUGAUUGGUAUUGCCAAGACAGGAAGCGGAAAGACCAUUGCUUUUCUGUUGCCCAUGUUUAGACACAUCAUGGAUCAGAGGUCAUUAGAAGAAGGAGAGGGGCCAAUAGCUGUCAUCAUGACUCCAACUCGAGAACUGGCUUUACAAAUUACUAAAGAAUGUAAGAAGUUUUCAAAGACCCUGGGACUUAGAGUGGUCUGUGUUUAUGGAGGAACAGGAAUCAGUGAGCAGAUUGCUGAGCUGAAAAGAGGUGCUGAAAUUAUUGUUUGCACACCUGGUCGAAUGAUUGACAUGUUAGCAGCUAACAGUGGUCGGGUCACAAAUCUUCGAAGAGUAACAUAUGUUGUUUUAGACGAAGCAGACAGAAUGUUUGACAUGGGUUUUGAACCACAGGUCAUGCGCAUUGUGGAUAAUGUCCGUCCCGAUCGACAGACAGUUAUGUUUUCAGCUACUUUCCCCAGAGCUAUGGAGGCUUUGGCUCGCAGAAUCCUCAGUAAACCCAUUGAAGUGCAGGUUGGAGGCAGAAGCGUGGUUUGCUCAGAUGUGGAACAACAAGUGAUUGUGAUUGAAGAAGAAAAGAAGUUCUUGAAGUUACUUGAGCUUCUCGGCCAUUAUCAAGAAUCAGGAUCUGUCAUUAUAUUUGUGGAUAAGCAGGAACAUGCAGAUGGUCUUCUGAAAGAUUUAAUGAGAGCAUCUUAUCCUUGCAUGUCUCUUCAUGGAGGCAUUGAUCAAUAUGACAGAGAUAGCAUCAUAAAUGACUUCAAGAAUGGGACCUGCAAACUUCUGGUAGCCACUUCUGUUGCUGCCCGAGGUUUAGAUGUGAAACAUCUGAUUCUUGUAGUAAAUUACAGCUGCCCCAACCAUUAUGAGGAUUAUGUGCACAGAGCGGGAAGGACUGGAAGAGCAGGCAAUAAAGGUUAUGCGUAUACUUUUAUCACAGAAGAUCAAGCUCGCUAUGCUGGUGACAUAAUUAAAGCUCUUGAAUUGUCAGGAACUGCGGUGCCUUCUGAUCUGGAGAAACUUUGGAGUGAUUUCAAAGAUCAGCAGAAAGCUGAAGGGAAAAUAAUUAAAAAGAGUAGUGGGUUCUCUGGUAAGGGAUUCAAGUUUGAUGAAACAGAACAAGCUUUGGCCAAUGAGAGGAAGAAGUUGCAAAAAGCAGCUCUCGGUUUGCAAGAUUCAGAUGAUGAGGACGCUGCAGUCGAUAUUGAUGAACAAAUUGAAAGUAUGUUUAAUUCAAAGAAGAGAGUAAAAGAUAUGGCUGCUCCUGGAACAUCUAGUGUUCCUGCUCCAACUGCGGGAAAUGCUGAGAAAUUAGAAAUAGCUAAGAGACUGGCUCUUAGAAUCAAUGCUCAGAAGAAUUUGGGCAUUGAGUCUCAGGAUGUGAUGCAACAGGCCACCAAUGCAAUUCUCAGAGGCGGCACCAUCCUGGCUCCCACUGUGUCUGCAAAAACCAUUGCAGAGCAACUUGCUGAAAAGAUCAAUGCUAAGCUCAAUUAUGUGCCUUUGGAGAAACAAGAAGAGGAGAGGCAAGAUGGUGGACAGAAUGAAUCUUUUAAAAGAUAUGAAGAAGAAUUAGAGAUCAAUGACUUCCCACAGACUGCUAGGUGGAAAGUUACCUCUAAGGAAGCUCUGCAGAGAAUCAGUGAAUAUUCUGAAGCUGCAAUUACAAUCAGAGGAACAUAUUUCCCACCUGGCAAAGAACCUAAGGAAGGAGAGCGGAAAAUUUACUUGGCAAUUGAAAGUGCCAAUGAACUGGCUGUGCAGAAAGCAAAGGCAGAAAUCACCAGACUUAUAAAAGAAGAACUGAUCCGGCUGCAAAAUUCAUACCAACCAACAAAUAAAGGAAGAUACAAAGUCUUAUAAAAUAUUUCGAAAAAACUUUUUACCUGUGCUGGUCUGUGAUACAUGUGGCAGUUGUCUGCAGUUUACAAUGUAUUGUAAAUUAAGAUUUUUAAAAUUCUGUCUUGCUGAUUUUUUUAAAUACAUGAAACCAGUAUUUGCUAAAGAAAUCUUCUUUCAGUAAGUACCACCAGAAUUAUCAAACUAUAUUUAAAGCAGGCCUGUUUUCAGAGUAUGAUGCCCUUUAAUGUAAAGUUUAAAUACCAAUAUUUUAAAAGUCUGGAUAAAAUUCCAGAAGUUUAAAAAAAUGGAAAUAUUUGGACUUUCUAUCACCGGUAAUAAAGUACACAAGUCACUAGGGGCCUACUCACCAUAUCCUUUUGAAAUGAAAUUGUGAUCUCCUCAGAAAAGGUAAAAUUCUCUGAUAUUUUGUGUCCCUCCCCCCCCGCCCCCGAGCUUAAAUCUUACUUGAUUCAUUGGAACAGUAUGAACUGGAUUUAAGAAUGUUAUAAUAGAAUUUUUACAAAAUGUUUCAGAGUUUUUGUUUCAGUUUUUAUUAUCAUAAAUGCAAUAGUUGGACUGCUUUUCAGUUUUGUAAAAUUAAAGAUUUGUAGUAUAAGAGUUUUUUGCAUUUCUUUACACUGCAAAGAGUUUUAGUAUUUAUCACUUUUAAGUUCUCCUCACAGCUUCUAGUUCUAUGACUAGCUACUAACUCUUUUUUAAUCUUCCUUAAAAGGAAGUGAUUUGUAGCCUAUAAAUAUUGUUUCCUUUUCCCCCCGAAAGUGUUUGUUUAUACAUUUGUACAUAUAAACAUGCUACUAAUUUUAAUCCACAUUUUCUUCAAGGUUGUUGAAAAGGUUGUGAAUUUUCUUCCUUAAAAAUUUUCAAGCAUGAUGGUACCUGUGUUAUAGACUUAGAUUUAAGCAUCUCUCAGUGAAAAAUAGUUCACAAGAAGUCAUAAAUUAUAUUUUUGACCCCUCAUAUAUUUCCUGAACAUUCUAAUUUAAAUUGUUAUAAUUGGAUCACACAAUAUUCUUUUCAAGACUCCUGGUAUAUUAGAACUUUGUAUUAUUGUCACUUCUUGAAAAAAAAAAAAAUUCCAGGAAUUAAAUAGAUAGCUAUAUUUCUUAAACGAAGAGACAGCGAAGUUUCUGAAUAUUCUUAGAGUUUUUAAAAAAGAAAAAAAAAAAUCAAAGCAUACUAAAACAAAUCAUUUUUAAUAGUAUGUUAACUGGUUAAAAUGAGAAGAAGUAUCAAUCAUUAUUUCUUCAAUAUAAAGUUUUUUCUUACUGAAAAAUUAACAUAGAUAUAACUGGGAAAUAUUCUUGGGUCCCUUGCAUAUCUACCUUUCUUUCUUAGAAGAAAAAAACAGACAAAACACAUGUAACAAGAGAAUCAAAUAAACCAUUUACUCUAAAAUGCAGGCAUCUUGGGCUCCUUUUUUCCCCUCAGUUUAUUUAUUUGCUUAUUUUGAUUACCUAGUGAUAGUGUGUUUCUUUUGAUAGAAUAUGUGGCAUUCUCACAUUGGUGACAAUUGGUGCUCCCUUCAGGCUGCUGGAUCACUUUGAGAUUCAGAGUUUUACAUUGUUGUAGCAUUACUACCUUUAUGUUUGUAUAUCUAGUUGUAACAAACCACUGAUAGUAUAUUGUCCUGAAGUGAAAUCCAUUUCUCUGUUAUUACAGUUUUAGUGUCACACUGACUCUUUGAUUUUUAAAAUUUGAAUGAUGUAUAGACUAAUUUGUUUUUUUAACUGCAAUAUCAAUAUUUGCUCAUGUUUUCUAAAUUCCUUAUAAAAUAAAGUUAAUUCAACUUGCACUUUCCUAAAAUUAUCUCUGCUGAGAUGUUUUAUGCUGUUUUUCUAAUUUUGUUUACAUUGGUAGGCAUGUGAGAGAAGUAUUAUACUCUCUGUACCUAGCAACUCACUACCCAAAAUACACAGUUCUAUCCAAAAAUACCUUUCUGAAGAAGUCACUUACUCUUAGAUUGUGUUUGUAUUUGGCAUAAGACACAUAGGGUAUAGGUGAAAUGAUAGUUCAUGUCGCAGUUGGCAUUUUGCCACAGUGACACUCGCUUUUACCAAAUGGAAGUAUGGAAUGAAACAAUGAUGGUUAAGUUGUCUCCAAGUCUGUUUAGAAAGCUUAUUGUUCGAUAUAGCCUGUCUUACCAGCCUUGUUGGUGUACAAAUGGUGUUCAGCUGGCAGUCACAGUGUGCCGGAGACUGCAAUCCUUCUUUUGAGGCAGGCAACCCCUACAUGUGAGGAGGUUUCUGUUUGAGCAGAACCAGCUUUUGAGUACCUGGGACAUAUAAAUCCCAUAAAGCCAGCUAUGGGAUCUGCUUCUAAAUAGUAUAUCAGCGCCUGAAGAAUCACAAGCUAGAAAACCAAGCCUCCAGAGUUGUAACUUAGCUGAGUGUGAACUCUUUUCCCUGUGUGCCCUCCUUUCCUUUAUAAAACCAUCAGCUAAGGUCCUUUAGUGACAGAGAAAAUAAUGCUUAAGUUAGGAGCUAGGGGGAAAAUGGUAAUUGAAUUCUAGGGUAAAAAGCUACACUUCGUUUUGUAAAAUUAUUACUGUUUUUAGCAUUUUAUAGAUGGUGGAUGCUAAUAAGGUUUUUUAUAAUGUUUGUUUACUUUUGAGAGAAUGCAGCUGUGGGAGGGGCAGGGGCCGGGGGGUGGGGGGUGGUGGUGGACAGAGGAUCCAAAGUGGGCUCUGCACUGACAGGCUGACUGCAGCGAGUCCAGUGUGGGGCUCAAACUCAGAAACCCUGAGAUCAUGACCUGAGCUGAAGUUGGGAUGCUCAGGUGAGCCACCCAGGUGCUCCUGUAUGCUAAUAAGCUCUCGUAGCAGGCAAGAAUUGUAAGUAGCUUAGCCCAGUGUGAUCCUUGAGAUCUUAUGCUUCCUCUUAGAUUUGAAUCUGGAGCUCCCAUUUCUUCACAGUUUGGUACAUAGUUUUAUGUCAGAAUUGGAAUCUACUGGCAUUUUCUCAUGCCUUCUGCUUCUGGCAUUGAAAAGCUGAAGUUAAGCUUUAAAAAAGAUGGGUGUGUUGGGGCACCUGGGUGGGUCAGUCAGUUAAGCGCUCGUCAGACUUUGGCUCUGGUCCUUAUCUCACUGCUCAUGAGUUCAAGCUCCGCAUCAGGCUCUGUGCUGACAGCUCGGAGCCUGGAGCCUGCUUCAGAUUCUUUCUCCGUCUCUUUGCCCCUCCCCUAUUUGCAUUGUACCCUGUUUCUCUCUCAAAUAUAAAAUUAAAAAAAAAAGCCUUAAAAAAAGAGAUAAAUGUGUAAAUAUAAAGAGAAAGAGAGUGAAUAUAUGUGGAGGAGUAGAGGGGAUGUCUUAGCUUUUUAUUCAGUUUAGGUGAUGAAAUCAUCAGAAAACCUUAAUAAAAUCUCACUGGAGUUGGACGUUUAGCUUGGGAGUAUAAUCAUCAUCUUAAUAUUUUCCAUAUGUUCUGUUCUUAGGUGAGCUCUCCAGAGCUAAAGAUGGUACAGUUCCCUCACUAGGUAAAGAUUUUCUAGUGUUACCAAUUGCAGGUAUUUGAAGGUCUUCCCCUCCUCCCUGUCUUGCCCCAUAUCAACUUAAAUUUCCUCAGGCAGGAAUUCAGGUAGAAAUGUGAAGAAAAAUUGUAAACAAACUUUUUCUUGCAAAAUCCCUACAAUAUCAGUGGUCUCACUUUUAAAGUACUUUCUGGCUUAGCUGGAUGUAUAGGUAAGUGCAUACUAUCAAAUCACAUGACUGGCAAGGAAUUUCCUUUUUUUUUUUUUUUUUAAAGAUUUGAUUUUUAAGUAAUCUACACCCAAUGCGGAGCUUGAACUCACAGUUCUUAGAUCAAGAGUUGCAUGCUCCACUGACUGAGCCAGCCAGGCGCCCUGAGGAAUUUACUUUUGAUUAUUUUUCUUGACCUUAUUCUCUUCCAAAUAUGGCUUCAGGUUAUAGGACUUCAUGAUUUUGAAGCUGUAUCCUUUAAAUAAAAGAAAUUCUAAUUUUGCAUUAACCUUGGUGGGGGAGGGGGGUGAAUUUGAAAGAAAAAAUAAUAAAAGUUUUAACCCCUUUAGGGAACUGGAGCUCAGUUACCCUCUGAGAUAUUAUGAGGACUACUGUAAAAGCUAGAGUUUCAGAAGGAGGAAGUUCCUAAACAUUUUUAAUAUGUGGAUAACUGAUAGUCCAUGUUUUGAAUAUUAGACUCUUUUCAAUUUUGCCUAUUAUGGAAAAAAGACUAUGUGAAGAUUCACUAUGGAAAAAUGGCUCUUUGUCCACAGAAAAAGCAUAUCAUUUUAACUUGGCACUUAAUAAUAGAUGGGUUUUUAGCAGCUUGUCAACUCCAGGCACUUUUUAGCAGCCUUGCAUAUUAAAGUGUCCAUGGCCUUUAUUUCUGAAUUCCUAGCAGGCUCUCAGCUAUGGGGGUCCAGCAAGUCCAGAAUACUUGAAGGCAGCAUUUUCUCUCCUUGCCUUUGCCUGAGAGAGUCUUCUGUGAGCUGAGACUCCCAGAACUGUAUCGUAGACUUUUGCAAAAUGAGUCUUCCCUAUCACCUAAGCCAGCCCAGGGCCCAAGUCUCCAGUUUGGAAAGCUCAAUGAAAGAGCAGGUGAGUGAAUGCCUGGGAGCUUCAAAAAGAGCACAAGUUCUAAAUAUUUAGGGGUCGAGUGCUGCUAUUUAAGUGUGUCUGGGGUGGUAGGAUUCUGUGAUACACAUUCAAGUUUGAAAACUACUGAAAAUCUUCACUUGGUUUUGCUCUUGGAUUUUCACUCCGAUCUCCAAAGUGGGACAUGUAUUUGGAAAGCAGGAAGAAAAUACUAAAGCUAUUUGUGUUUCUUCUUAAAAAAAUGUUAGUAGCUUUUAUAAUAUAUUGUUUCAUGGGGUGCCUGGGUGGCUCAUUCAUUUGAGCAUCUGACUCUUGAUUUUGGCUCGGGUCUUGAUCUCAUGGCUUGUGGGAUCAAGCCCCAUGUCGGGCUCUGUGCUAACAAUGUGGAGCCUGUUUGGGAUUCUCCCUUUUCUUCUCUCUGUGCCCCUCUUCCACUAGGGCUCUCUAUGAAAAAUAAUAAACUUAAAAAAAAAGUUUCAUGACAUAUUGUGUUUAAAUAUACUGGUUACAAUAUUGGUACAACUGUACAUAGACAUAAUUAUACAUAAAUUUACUGUAUUGGGGGUACUUGAACAGCCAUUAGCCAUGGUUGCUUAAAUGUUUUAAAAUGUCUGCUUUUUCAUAUGUAAAUGGGAUGUGAAAAUACCUAUCUUAGAGUUGUAAGCAUGAGGUGAAAUAGAACAUUUAAAUUUUUUAAGCAAUGUUUAUUUUAGAGAGAGAGGGAAAGUGUGUGCGUGCGUGUGUGUGCACAUGCGUGCGGGAGAGGGGCAGAGAGAGAGGAGGCAUAGAAUCUGAAGCAGGCUCCAGGACCCAGGCUCUGAGCUGUCAAGAGAGAGCCCGAUGCCAGGCUCAAACCCACAAACUGAGAUCAUGACCUGAGCAGAAGAUAGACGCUUAACUGACUGAGCCACCCAGGCACUCCUCUCUAAAUAGAACAUUUAAAACAUACAAAGAUAGUGCCUGGCAUAUGGUAAGCAUCCAAUAAAUGUUAGUACUAUUGUCUAACAUGGGUGAAUUAGUGUGGGUUUUCUUAUGCUCUCUUUCAAUAUUGCUAUUACUUUGAAUACUGCUGUAAGCCAUAUAGCUAGCAAGGACAGUCCAUGGCUACUGAUAAACUAAAAUCUAUGAAGUGAGAUUCAUUUUUCUAUGUGUAUCUUUCAGUUUAAGUGAAAGUAUUUAGGAACCCUUGUUGCCCCAGUUCAGUGGUCUCUAGAGGCAGCUAGUUCCCAGCUCUAAAGAAAUACUCCUUUUAUGGCUUUCCUUAUGUAUGUGUACAGCUACCAUUUAUCAUUCGAAAAUCUUAUAAGUUGGUGGUUUGUUUAUAUGAUGUGGCCUACCCUGCGUCAGGCUGAAUGAAGGAAUGAAGAAUGUUGGGUUGCAUCCAAAUUGUAUUUCAAGGGUAUAUACUUUGAAGAAGAAAUGUUGGGAGAUAAGUUAAAGAGUGUGACAUUUAAAGGUAUGAUUUUCUUGAACGUGAAGUGAUGAUAAAUGGCUCUGCUCUUGAAAAAGCCUCUACGUUCAGGACCAUGUUUUAUCUGUGUGUACUGCGGCACCUCAUAAUUUCUGAGAUGAUUCUCAAAAUGACAGAUCAGCAGUUAACAUAUUUUGAUUAUCUGCUUGUAUUUUCGUCUGCCUCACCAGAAUGCAAACUCCCUGAGGUCAGAGACCAUAUUAGUCCUAUAUCCCCAGGACCUUGCAUUCAGUAAGUACAUGUUGAGUUGACUAGUUGCUUGUUCAGAGUCAUACAGCUAAUAAGUGGCAGACCUGGGAUUUGAAUCCACAUCUAUCAGGGUGCCUGAGUGGCUCACUCAGUUAAACGGCAGACUCUUGAUUUGAGCUUAGGAUAUGAUUGCAGGGUCGUGGGAUUGAGCCCCACAUCUUGCUCCAAGCUGAGUGUGGAGCCUGGUUAAGAUUCUCUCUCCCCCUCUGUUUCUCUCCCUGGCUCGCUGUCUCUCUUAAAAAACACAAAAAGUUAAAAAAACAAAAACAUAAAUCCACAUUUAUCUUUACCCAUUAGCUACGUUCAUUCCUUAUCCCUGUAAGGAGGACAUUGUUUUCAUUUCACAUAAAUGGCAACUUCUGAGAAGAGCAGUGACUUGCCCAAGGUACUAUAGGACACAAGUAGCAGAAAGGCAUUGAUACCCAGGAAUGACUUCAUCUGUUAUUCCAGCUAUCUGUCCUUUGGGUCUGCAAAUCAUCUGACCUUUUUUGUAUGAGAAUUUGAUUGUUUUCUUUGUUUUUUAAAGAGAGAGUAGGAUCCAGGGAGAGGGGCAGACAGAAUCUUAAGCAGGCUCCACACCACACUCCGUGUGAAGCUUGAUCCCGUGACUCUGGGACCGGUGCCCAAGGGGAAAUCGAGGGUCAGACACUUAACCAACUGAGCCACCCAGGCACCCCCUGAAAGUUUGUUUUUUAAGUGGUUUUAUGUACAAAUGCCAUUCCACACAAAAAUGUAAUUAGGGAUCUGGAAUGGUCAUGAUACAGUAUGGGAGUGCUACAAUGCAUUAUGAAAUUCCACUUCAAGUAAAAAAAGAGGACUUGAGUAGAGAAGACUUGCCUAAUGUUUUCUGGAAAGUUACUUAAUAUGUCCUCAAAUCUGUGUACUUUUUUUUUUUUUUUUAAGUAGGCUUUAUCCGGAGCGCAGAACCCAACACGGAGCUUGAACUCUGACAGUGAGAUCAAGACCUGAGCUGAAAUCAAGAGUGGGAGGUUUGGGGUGCCUGGGUGGCUUAGUCGGUUAAUCCUCUGACUUCAGCUCAGGUCACGAUCCCACGGCUGGUGGUUCAAGUCCUGCAUCGGGCUCUGUGCUGACAGCUUAGAGCCUGGAGCCUGCUUUGGAUUCUGUGUCUCCCUCUCUCUCUCGGCCACUUCUCUCUCUCAUGCUCUUUCUCAAAAACAAGUAAACAUUUUAAAAAAUUAAAAAAAAAAAAAAGAGUGGGAGAGGUUUAACUGACUGAACAACCCAGGCACCCUUCAUAUUUUCCUUUUUAUAUAUGAGCAAUAUAUAAUCAGUAUGUUAUACUGAUAUUAUACCUGUAUAAUCAGUUUUGUUUUCUAGUAUUUUAUAGAAGUAAUGAGAAUAUUUAGAAUCUUGUUACAUAACUAUGCCUGCUAGAAAAUGAAUGGGCUUGCCUGUUUUAUGUAUUAUAUUUGGUUUUCCUCCUGGUUUGUGUGUUCACCCAGGAAAAUUUUCCUACUGGCAACAGCACCUGGCCAAGUACUGUGCUCAAGGUAAAAUUCCGUGCAGAGAAUUACCUCCUCAAAGAGUCUUCGUUGCAUAGUCCAAAAGGAAAGGCACCACCUCUAGUCUCUGCACUACUAAAUAAAAUGUCUUCUUAUUAGCCUUUGUUUCUGGAUCCUCUCCUUUCUGAAUUCACAGCAGGAAGAACUGGGGAAAUUAAUCCCUUUUGCUAAUUGUCCUGUAUAGGGGGGACUGAUCUAUCAGAAAUUUCAUAAACGGGGGGGAGGAUUUUGAAAGCAAACUACUUGUCCCAUCCCUUCCUGUGAUAGUGGAAUGAAGAAUAUGGCAAUUCUGGUCUUGAGUGUAAAAAACUUUUUUAAAAGUAUAGGAUGUCCCACAAAAUGCUUUUCAUGAUCACAUGGCCCUAGGUCUGAGGCCCCAAACUCAUCUUAUUUGAAUAUUCCCCAUUUUGUUAGGUGGUCUCAUUCUACCCAUCCAUAAGCAGCUAAAGGGCAGAAGCUGAGCCCUUGUAACAUGCUUUAGACAGCACCUAACACAAUUAGGCAUUCAUCUUUUUGCCACCAUUAAUUAAAGGCACGCUUUUUGGAACAAGGCAGCAGGGUUCAAAUCAUGACUCCAUCACUUAGUAGUCCUUUAAUCUGAGAAAUGGGGUCAAGUAGUAGUUCUAACAUCUACUUGGAAUCACGAUGAAAAUCCUGUAAGGAAGCUGCAUCCCUUCCGGUGGGUCUCCAGGUCAUCUACAGCUCUGGGCCUGAACCACAGCCAGACCUGCGCGGUCCUAAGCACCGCCUCCUGUUCGGUCCCACGGCGCGCAAGCGCAGCCUGGCUCUGCCGGCUACCCUCCCCGAGCCUGCGUGCUGGUCGUCGGCGGGAGACUGGGUCUCGCGGUGUGCGUGUGCGUGUGCGUGUGCGUGUGCGUGUGCGUGUGCGUGUGCGUGUGCGUGUGCGUGUGCGUGCGCGAUUCUUGCGAGCUCGCGCACGCCUCCCUUCGCAGUACUGGGCUGUGGCGGCCUCUUCCUCCUGCGUUUGGGGCAGGAUCCGGAGUGGUGGCUGCGGCGAGAGCUGGAAGCCAGCGUCCACUUCGCCGCCACCGCCCUAGCUGCCUGCCCCUCUCACUUGGGCUUUUCGCGUAGUGCAGAGGCGGCGGGCUAGGAAGGGAGCGGCGCGGGCGUGAGGUUCCCAGCUGAUGGGCAACCCCUGGGCGCGUUGAGGGGCCGGGCUACCAGCGACUGAGAAAAUGAUGCAUCCUGUUGCCAGCAGUAAUCCGGCUUUCUGUGGGCCUGGCAAGCCUUCCUGCCUCAGUGAAGAUGCCAUGAGAGCUGCCGAUCAGUUUGACAUAUAUUCCUCCCAGCAAAACAAAUAUAGCCACACAGUCAGCCACAAGCCAAUGGCUUGUCAGAGGCAAGACCCAUUAAAUGAAACACACUUGCAGACUCCAAGUGGCAGAAGUCUAGAGAUAAAAGAUGAACUAAAGAAAAAGAAAAAUCUCAACCGAUCCGGUAAACGUGGCCGACCUUCAGGAACCACCAAAUCCGCAGGAUACCGUACCAGCACAGGCAGACCCCUGGGAACCACCAAAGCAGCUGGAUUUAAGACAAGUCCAGGCAGACCUUUGGGUACAACUAAAGCUGCAGGAUACAAAGUCAGCCCAGGGAGACCUCCAGG